Molecule: messenger RNA, 1362 nt
Organism: Rasamsonia emersonii CBS 393.64
Lineage: Eukaryota; Fungi; Ascomycota; Eurotiomycetes; Eurotiales; Trichocomaceae
Exons: 3
Coding region: 1-1362 (453 amino acids)
Source: RefSeq, a predicted model, not a curated record
AUGCCCCCCAUCACCUGCAACUUUGCGUCCGCCCUCUACGACCGCAUGGUCCCGCUGGCAUCCGGCGAGGUGCGGGCUCCCGGGCUGAACGUCAACUUCAUCGAGGUCGAGCAUCCACGCGACAUCUUCGACCGUAUGGUCGCCAACCGCGAGUUCGACGCCUCAGAGCUGUCGGCCUCGGAGUACAUCACGCGAUACGUCUCGGGCGACCGGUCGUUUGUGGCCAUCCCCGUGUUUCCGUCAAGGGUCUUCCGCCACGGCUUCAUCUGCGUCAACACCAACAAGGUCAAGGAGCCCCAGGACCUCAAUGGCAAGCGCGUUGGCGUACAGCUGUACACCAUGACUGCCGCCGUCUGGAUCCGCGGCGUGCUGCAGCACGAGUACGGCGUCGAUCUGUCGUCUAUCGAAUGGGUCGAGGGCAAGAUGGAAGGCCCCGGGUCGCAUGGCAAGCCGUCUACCUUGCCUCCUCUGGCGCCGGUCAAAAUCACCCGCAACACAGACCCGACCAAGUCGCUGUCCGAUCUGCUGGAAUCCGGCGAGAUCGAUGCGACCAUCGGCGCCGACGUGCCCGCGUGCCUGGGCCGGGCGCCGCAUAUCCGGCGACUGUUCCCGGACUUCAAGAGCGUCGAGAAGGACUACUAUAAGCGCACGGGGAUCUUCCCAAUCAUGCACCUGGUCGCGCUGCGGCGCGAGUACUACGAGGCGAAUCGGUUCGUGGCGUCGGCGCUGUUCAACGCGCUGAACGAGAGCAAGGAGCUGGCGCGCAGGCGGAUGGAGUCGCUGGGCGCGCUGCGCUACAUGCUGCCGUGGCUGCCGCAGGAGCUGGACGACAUCCGCGAGGUCUUUGGCGAGGAUUGCUGGCCGUAUGGGCUGGAGGAGAACCGUAAGACGCUGGAGGCGUUGGUGCAGUUCCUGUACGAGCAGAGCAUGAUUGACCGGAUCAUGCCGAUUGACGAGCUGUUUGCGCCGUACACUCUCUCACGCCUAAAAAGCUGCAACUCACCCAGCUGGCAGCCCACAAUUCGCCGUAACAGAAGCCAUCCCACUGGGGAAAACAAGCACACCAUCCUGAUCCGCGAUCGGCACGCACGUCGAAUCCGUAUCCGGAUUGAUGAGGAACGUGUUAAUAUCCCCCGUGCACCCGGCGCCAGUGAAGAAUUCCACCGUGCAGAGCUCGCCGGGCCCGGUCUCGAACAGCGCGCCGAAGUUGCCCGGCUCGGAGAAGGUGAAGCACGACAGGUCGCCGCAGAUGGGGCCGUUGUUGACGAAGGGUCCGGCGCAGGCGCCGUCUUGGGUGACGGCGAUGGUGAGGCUGGUUGCGAGGGGUGGUAUGAUGACACGAGAUAUCAUUCUGCAGCCUAA